UUAACCAACUCCCGUAUAUUGUAUAUAAACGGCCGGACGGUGGCAGUGCAGGGCCGGGUGGCCGUUUAUAAAUGGCCUCCCCGCACCCUGCUUGUGCGCGCUCCCUGGGAGCACGUAGCACCACGAUCCGAUGCCCUCUGUGUCCUUCGGACACAGUGGAACACCGAUUGUCGUACGGGACCUCUGUGCGAGGUCCCGAUCAUGUGAUCACUGAUUGGCCAAUCAAUGAUCACAUGCAGAGUAGUAAGCAAGAUGUCACUAGAGAUGUCAUAAUGUUUACUACGUGUGAAAUCUGUGAAUGAUCGCAGAGGUCACAUAGUACAAGGCUAUUCACAACAGUAGUUCUCAAAUGCAAG
This is a messenger RNA of Staurois parvus, 356 nucleotides long. Lineage: Eukaryota; Metazoa; Chordata; Amphibia; Anura; Ranidae. The record is from the annotation of a GenBank genome assembly.